Molecule: messenger RNA, 3249 nt
Organism: Mycosarcoma maydis (corn smut)
Lineage: Eukaryota; Fungi; Basidiomycota; Ustilaginomycetes; Ustilaginales
Exons: 1
Coding region: 1-3249 (1082 amino acids)
Biological process (GO): regulation of DNA-templated transcription
Molecular function (GO): DNA-binding transcription factor activity, RNA polymerase II-specific; zinc ion binding
Source: RefSeq, a predicted model, not a curated record
AUGGCGCAACAUUCGCUUCCGCCUGCAUACGGUGCCGCGCCCGGCUCUACCAACUUGCUUUAUGCUAAUACGCCAAGAGACAUGAAGGACUACGACCCGACCCUCCCUGUACAGCUACAAGUCCAGCACACGCCCUGGGAUCCCGCUGCUUCCGACCCUCACUCGCAUCACCACUCCACUUUCCAACAGCAGCGCCCUUCUCCAUACCCAUAUGAACCUCACCAUUCUUCCGAAGCCGACCCUAUGCGUGCAACAUCUGCCCACCAUCACCACGGUUCACAGCAUGCACACGUACAUCACCAUCCUUACAACACCCCUCCUCACCCCGCCGGUCCCAUGUACGCCUCGUCCUCGCGACAGCCCGAUAUGAACCACAGGCACGUCUCACGAGCUGCCUGUCUCUCUUGCCGUUCUGCAAAGCGCAAAUGCGAUGGUGCCAAGCCCAUCUGCGGGCCGUGUGCUCUGAGAGGCGUCAAGGACGCCUUCUCUCAGGAUGACGGCGGCUGCGUUUAUGUCGCCAGCAAACGCGGAGGCCCACGCUUCAAAGGCGUCAAGGGUGCCGAAGCGACCAAGCGCAAGCUCGAUGAGCGUGACAAGUUCGGCAAAGUCAGGGGCGCCAGAGACUCGAACAGCCACGACGACCUGCAAUCGCAAUCUCCGCCUGAUCUUGCAAUGCAUCAUCCUUCGUCCACAACGACUGCAACUUCUAUUGAUACCCACCACGCGCAUGCUCGUCACCAUGACACCGAACCUCAUCCAUCGUUUGCAUCUAUCGCCAGCGCAUCGGUCCCACUUGCCAACCUCGAUCUCUCGCGCGCGGGUCCCGACUUGCUCGGUGCCACCGCCGAAACUCUUCCUGUCAUGGACGAGUCGACGGAUGCCUUUUCGUUUGACCGUGAGAGAAAUGCGCUUACCACCCGCAGCCUGUUCCGGCCCGACUCGUCCGUUGGCGGCGGUCUCUUUGAUGACCUCUCGGCCACCAACUUUGAAUUAAUGCAGAAGCUUGCCACCAAUCAGGCAUCCGUUGGCCUCUCACUCGCCAACUUCUACCACAAACUUGAAGAGCUUCCCAAAGCUGGUGUGCUCGCCAUGUCUCACGUUGACGAGUUUGGUGGCAUCGAUAUCGAAAUGCCCCAGUCUCUCCUCGAGGAGAUCGAAACUGCCAACAAGUCGAGCGCCGCAGUCAACUCGGAGCGACAGACGCGUGCCCUGCUUCAGGAUUUCUACGAGCUCGUUUAUCCGGCGUGUCCCGUCAUGCUGCCGUCAGGCCACCUUUCGUCGCUUGCAUUCCACCUGUCCGAGGACGAGUCCUCUGCGCUGCUUGCCGCCAUAUCGGCCUGCGUAGCUCUGCAACUGCCUCAGGUCGAGGCAAGGCGCAUCGUCAAGGGUAGCCUCUUGUUCCACGAUCCCGACGACCACGAGACCAAGGCCGAGUUGCUUGACCUCGAGCACGCCUCUCGCGAGGAGAUUGCAGCCUACCAUGCCAAGUCGGCCGAAAAGUUGCUUCUCAAGAAGGUGGCUCUGUUGGCAAGAGCCUCUUCGUUUCCAAACGAGGCGGUCAAGGUGAUGGAAGCGACCAAGCUGCUGCCCAACAGCUCCGGCACUCCAGGCGGCGACAUCCAGCUCGUCAGGAUCAAGCUCGUCGCCACGCAUACGCUGCUAGCUCACUACCACUACGGCACUGCCAACAGCCGGCGCGCCUUCCAUCACGCCUCACAGGCAUGGAAUCAUGCGCAGGCUCUCAACUUGGAUUCCAGCGAGGCCGCAUCAACCGCUCCGUCAUGGUUCAGCCAUACACAAAAGUGCGAGUGGGCGCGCCGGGUCUACUGGACGUGCUACACAGCCGCCACCGUCAUGUCGUGUACCGGCGGUUUCAAGCCGCUUUCGGUGACUCGCGACAUGCCUUCGGAUCUCGGGCUUCUACCCAACCUUUUAGGCGAUCGAUCCAGCUGGAAGGUGCUCGUACGUGGCGCUCAGUUCGUCUCGAGGUCCUACGCGACUUUGUACGACCUCGACUCGUACAAGACGCGACCGGAGAACAAGGUGGCAGACCAAGCUCACCAGACGCGCGAGCAGCGACGAAAAUGGGAGACCAUCUUUGAACGUAUGCAAAAGGUGGACGCCGACGUGAUGCAGUAUGCACGUGCCGACCCUGUUUGGAGCGACGAGAGCUGCUUUGAGCCCAGCGUUGGUCUGUCGCGACGCACAGAGCAGUUUGAGGAGGAGAACGAGAUUCGACUCAGCCGAAGUCUGCGUGUCGCGGGUAAACUCAUGACGAGCGGAGCACUGGUCAUCCUUCACCGCGCUCAGGCGUUUGCCAACGCACGUAUCUUUGUAGCUCCAACAUGUGGUAUUCCUGGUGCUUGCGAGGACAACAGUGACACGGCUUCAGACACUGGCUCCCGAGUCAGGGGCGGCCCCGAUCGCCUAUGGCACCGCGAGGCGGAAGGACUCGCACCGUCGGGCAAGGCGGGGCAGGGCGAUGAACUGAGCAGCAGCCUGGAAGCAUCGGUCAACGCUAAGGUCUCUGCUUCGAGGUCGAUGCGGUCCCGAAGUGCGAGCAGCAUGAGCAGCAGCGGGGCGGGAAGCGUCUCAAAGAGUUUGGUCAGCUCGGCUUCGUCGGGCCCGGGAAGUACGAAUGUGACUUUUACCGCCUGCGGCAUUCCGGCCAAGUUCAACGGUGGGCCGUUUGAGCCAUACGAGUCGCUGGAGCGCUGCCGGUAUGCGGCGGGAGUCAUGUACCAGCAGCUGUCGCACAUCAACACAAGCACCUUCCGUCUCGGUCGACGCGAAUCCAUGGCGACUCUGCCGAUCGAAGCUGGUCACGGGCGCGAGAAGCGCGAGCAAUGGUCGGCACCUUCGCUACCGCCGUUUUCGGCAUGCUCGCUCGUGCUGGCUGCGUACGUAUUGCUUAUGGAGACUCUGCACGCGCAAAUUGCUGCCGGUCUGCAAGACGACUUGGAUCUUACGAACGCGGGCGAGCUCGACGAGAGCGAUAUGAGCGUGAACCAUCUCUCACCGAUCCUGGAGCCCAAUCCGCACCGCACGGCGUCGAUCCCGCCUCUGGCGGGUCGUCAAGCGUACAUGUUGGCGAUCAAGCUGAGGUCGUGCAUCUUGCAGAUCGAAGCAGCAUUGGAAAAGUUCAGCAGGGCUUGGGAGAUUGCCAAGGGCUAUGCGCAGGAGGUCAAGUUGCUGUUGGAAGUGAACCAGUCCUUGUUCUCUGGCAGUGUGGCGCAGAUCAAGUCGUAG